CUGGGAGACGACUGGGAUCCUGAAUCCGCCCAGCGCGCCCUGACUGCGGUGGUGGACGGUGUGCAUACACUCCGCGGCGACGCCCUAUUGAUCGCCGGGGACGUUUUCGACAACGCUCGAAUAUCCGAUGCCGUGCUGGAGUUCUUCGUCAGCGAGAUUGCCCGCGCUGUUGUCCCAACGGUGGUGCUGCCCGGCAACCACGACCUUUUCGAUGCCUCCUCGCUGUACCAUCGUUCUCCCUUCUCAGACUCGCCUGACAAUCUCCAUAUCAUCAGUGGUACCCGCGGGCAGACCCUGACUUUCCCUGAACUCACGCUGGAAAUCUGGGGCCGCGCUAUGGACAGUCACACUCCGGCCUUUCGACCGUUGGCCGGCAUACCGUCCAAACGCAACGGGCAGUGGAGCGUCGCCAUGGCGCACGGCCACUUUCACUUCCUCGACGAUACCGAGGAGCGAUCUUCACCCAUACGCCCCCACGAAAUAGCCGAGGCGUCUUGCGACUACAUCGCCCUGGGCCACUGGGAGCGCUUCGAGGACGUGUCACAAAACGGCGUUACGGCGUUUUAUUCCGGCUCCCCAAUGGGCGCGUCUCCCAACCGGGGCAACGUGGCGGUCAACGUCGUCGACCUGGAUCCGCAAGCGUCCCGGGCAGUUGUCGUUUCGCAGGUCGAACUGCCGAUGGCUGGCGCGUCAUCCAUGAACCUUCCGAUUGCCGCUGACAAUUGA
Molecule: messenger RNA, 726 nt
Organism: Geodia barretti
Lineage: Eukaryota; Metazoa; Porifera; Demospongiae; Tetractinellida; Geodiidae
Source: the annotation of a GenBank genome assembly